AUGCAUGAGCGUGGGAUCCGUGGUAUUUUCUCAUUAAUCACACACAAUGGGCUCCAAAAAUACAGAGGUGUAUCUUGUCGACCCGCUCUCGGCUCACCCGGUGCUUUCCGCGCGAAGGAGCCUAGGCACAGCAUCCCCCGACGGAGCAUCAUAACAGCCCCCAAUAAGUCGCUUCAUGUGAUGUCCGAGACCGAGAUGAGCCAGGAAGUAUCAUUCAACCAGAAGGUGUUUGACCUGUCCCUGGCUCUAUCCAGAAGUCGCAUGAAUGACGCCACCGAGCUGCGGUGCAUGCUGUUGAACGUGGAUGGCUCCGUCAAGUACUCCGACAUGAGAGGUACCAAGGCGACGGUAGCUAAGCAAUAUGGCCUGGACGGGCGGGAUCUGAGAAAUGUGGAUCUUGUUUCUGAAGGUAUCCCGCAUAUCUUGGUUCGCCCGUCCACCAUCUUCAUCAGCAUGUUCAAUCUGCGCCUGCUCGUGCGGUCGGACGGGGUACUUUUGUUCAAUUUGCCAAUUGAAGAUACCGACAUCAAAAUCCAAGAUGUCUUUCUGAAUGAUUUGCAACACAGGCUGCAACAUACCUCUGGCACCGGUGUCUUAACACAACUCCCAUUCGAGCUUCGGGUAGUUGAUGCAGCCCUUGCCUCGGUGAUUGCCGUCCUAGAAGCAGAGCAUGUGCUGAUCCGAGGCGAAGUGGAAGAAAGUCUGCGUGACUCGACGCGAGAAGAUAUCGUCCACUCGGUUCUGCGCGGGCUGCAGGACCACGGUAAACGGCUGGUUGCCAUUGAGCAACGCGCACGACAGGUUCGAUCCGCGCUGCAGGAGCUGCUUGGAAAUGAUCAGGAUAUGGCCACCAUGUAUUUGUCCGACUACCAGUCUGGCAGGCCACAUACGGUCGAGGAUCACCAAGGUGUGGAAUACCUUAUAGAGGCAUACUAUAAGAACACAGAUGCAAUUGCGGAGUCGGCGAGCGCAUUGCUGGGGGAUGUGAAUCGCACCACCGACACCAUUCAAUCGAUCCUGGAUGUCCGGCGCAACCAGAUUAUGAUAUUCGAAGCGCAGCUCGAGAUUUGCAUGCUUGGAUUCGCGGUCUCAACUUUUGUGGCGGGCCUGUUUGGAAUGAAUGUGGUCAACGACUUUGAAGAGAGCACGUCAGCAUUCGCAGUACUCGUUGGCGCCUGUGUGGUAGGCACUGCCAUGAUUGCACGAUAUGGGAUGUGGAAGCUCAACAAAUUCCGCAAGCUGCAAUUUUAG
This is a messenger RNA of Penicillium brevicompactum, 1251 nucleotides long. Its product is annotated as CorA family magnesium transporter. Gene Ontology annotation, cellular component: mitochondrial inner membrane. The transcript has a single exon. The coding region runs from base 1 to 1251 and encodes 416 amino acids. Gene Ontology annotation, molecular function: magnesium ion transmembrane transporter activity. Gene Ontology annotation, biological process: mitochondrial magnesium ion transmembrane transport. NCBI's taxonomy places the organism in Eukaryota, Fungi, Ascomycota, Eurotiomycetes, Eurotiales, Aspergillaceae. The record is from RefSeq and is a predicted model, not a curated record.